This is a messenger RNA of Suillus plorans, 858 nucleotides long. RefSeq lists its product as uncharacterized. The record is from RefSeq and is a predicted model, not a curated record. NCBI's taxonomy places the organism in Eukaryota, Fungi, Basidiomycota, Agaricomycetes, Boletales, Suillaceae. The transcript is spliced from 14 exons. Bases 1 to 858 code for a protein of 285 amino acids.
AUGGUCGCACCCCUCGAGAAUACAGGUAUUCAGACGGCGAAGUAUUGCAAUGUGGCCGGUCUAGGAGUUUUGAUUUUUGACUAUUUCUUAAUGCUCAAACCUGAAAUUCGAUGGACAUGGAACAGGCGCUGGAACGUCGCUCGUGUUCUUUUCGUAAUCUUAUGCUACAUGGCCUUUGUAGCAGCCGGCAUGACUUCAUACGCUAUCCUUGCUACACGAGCGAACGAGAAUGACGACAAAUACAGUGCUCGAACUUCAGCAGGGCUUCAAAUGGUGAUCGAUAUCCUGAACAUUCAGCGUCUUGUCACUGAUUUCACUACAGCAAUUCAUAUCAUCAGUAUUGUAGCUGCUGAAGAGCAAGAAGCUUUGGCAGUCUUACUGGUCUUGGCAGCAAUUUGCAUUGCGUGUGGUGUCGGUCUCACAGAUUUUGUCGGUAGCCUACUAGUGGUGCCUGUAAACCCUUCAGACGACAAAUGUGCUUUUCAAGUUCCCCCCAUAAGCAACUGCACUUUUCAAGUGAAUCCGGGCAGUGCCAUUCAAUAUGGCUUUCUUAUAGCCUACGAACUAUUGCUGUUGUCUUUGAUGGUGUUCAAGAGAUAUAAGGACUACAGAGAUUAUAACAGUCGUCUGAUGAGAGUAGUCUUCCAGGGCGGAAUGCGGUAUAUGACUGCCAUGAUCUGUGUGGUGACCUUUUUUCAAUUUAACAUGUCCCGUGCUGAAGCGCUUGUUGCAGUCGUUUCUGUGGCCAAUAUAGUGAUCACGUCUGCGGUGCCAAUAUCAUACUAUAGCGAGAUGAUGGACUUACCACAAGUUGUCCUCCAUACUCAGCAGGACCAAAGGCCUACUUCAUUUGAUUGA